Molecule: messenger RNA, 4021 nt
Organism: Vespa mandarinia (Asian giant hornet)
Lineage: Eukaryota; Metazoa; Arthropoda; Insecta; Hymenoptera; Vespidae
Gene: ple
Product: tyrosine hydroxylase ple
Biological process (GO): dopamine biosynthetic process from tyrosine
Cellular component (GO): perikaryon; axon; cytoplasm
Molecular function (GO): iron ion binding; tyrosine 3-monooxygenase activity
Source: RefSeq, a predicted model, not a curated record
CCCGUAGACGCAUUCGCUCGUACGCUUCGUCCAAAGAGGACUUUACGAAAUAGAAACGGAGACACACGCUGUCUCAUCUUUUUCGUGUCUGCUCGUCCUUUUCGUCGAGUCGUAAAAUACAAGGAGGCAUUACGGAUAUCGAGGCUGAAGGAGGACAACGUUAGAAGCAUUUUAUUCAUUCGUUUCGAGAAUAAACAUUUCCCACGUUAUUUAGCUCGAUAACGUAGUAAUCGAAUAAAAAGCGAAAGGGUGAGAGAUAGAGAGAAAAGGAAUCAUCAUUUUGAAGUUCCUCCAGGUCCAGCACGACAUCCUCUUUGCCAUUUUGUAGGCAGUGAGGGAAACGCUGCGCUCUCGAAGAAGCAGAAAGUUUCGACGAGUUUCAAACGACUCUUGCAGUUUACUGCUUCGCGAGGGCUGAUAUCUACGUCAGGCCACGCAUUCGACGACACGAAGGGAAAGAAAAAAGGGGCAGACAAAGGGGCAUUCAAAGCUUUCCGAAGAAUAAAAGAGGAGAGAGUUUGAAGAAAGCAAUGGCCGUCGCAGCAGCUCAAAAAAACCGCGAACUCUUCGCUAUUAAAAAGUCUUACAGCAUCGAGAAUGGUUAUCCAGCGCGACGUCGUUCGCUCGUGGACGACGCUCGUUUCGAAACAUUAGUCGUCAAACAGACUAAACAAAGCGUGCUCGAAGAGGCACGGCAACGAGCGAAUGAUACUAGUGCCGAUCCUUUAUCCACUCAAGAGCAACAAGAAGGAAACGAUGAGAUUUACGUGGACGCGUCGAGCGACGAGGAACAAGGCGAGACGCUGAUAUGCGCGAGCAAGGAAGGAGAAGCUAAAGCGGAGGCCUCAUCGGAUAGCGAAGAGAAGCCCGAUGACGAUUACGACGACGAUGCCGGACUUACGGAAGAGGAAGUGGUGCUCGCAAAAGCGAUAGCCGAGAGUCCGGAGAGCGAGCAUGUUGUGCAAAAAGCCGCACUGGUGCUUCGUUUGCGCGAAGGCAUAAGCUCUCUCGCUAGAAUCCUGAAGACCAUUGAGAAUUUCAAGGGUACGGUUACUCAUGUAGAAUCGAGACCGUCGAAAAAGGAAGGUCACCAAUUCGACGUCCUGGUAAAAGUCGACAUGACGAAACAAUGUCUCCUUCAAUUGAUUCGAAAUCUUAGGCAAAGUUCCUCGUUGGACGGCGUGACUUUGCUCAUGGAUAAUUCUGUCAGCGUCAAGGAUCCGUGGUUCCCUCGCCAUGCUUCAGAUCUUGACAAUUGCAAUCAUUUGAUGACAAAGUACGAACCGGAUCUCGACAUGAACCAUCCUGGCUUCGCUGAUAAAGAAUAUCGAGCUCGUAGGAAGGUCAUCGCUGAGAUAGCCUUUGCCUACAAGUACGGCGAUCCUAUUCCCUCCAUCCCAUAUACCGAGGUUGAGAACGAUACUUGGUCUCGUGUCUUCAAUACCGUCGUCGAUUUGGUACCUAAACACGCUUGCGUCGAAUAUCAAAGAGUCUUCAAGAAGCUCCAAGAGGAAAAGAUUUUCGAGAGCCAUCGUAUACCCCAAUUACAGGAAGUCAGUAAUUUCCUGCAAAAGAAUACAGGAUUCACUCUGAGACCAGCCGCUGGACUGCUCACCGCCAGGGAUUUCCUUUCGAGUCUCGCUUUUAGAGUCUUCCAAAGUACGCAAUACGUUCGCCACAUCAACAGCCCGUACCACACGCCUGAACCAGACUGCAUUCACGAGCUGUUAGGACACAUGCCUCUGCUGGCCGACCCAAGUUUCGCUCAAUUCUCCCAAGAGAUCGGUCUGGCCUCGCUCGGUGCCUCUGAUGAGGAAAUCGAAAAACUCUCGACCAUUUACUGGUUCACCGUCGAAUUUGGACUCUGCAUGGAGGGUGGAGAGGUGAAGGCUUACGGAGCAGGUCUUUUGUCUGCUUACGGCGAAUUGCUUCAUGCUCUGAGUGACAAGUGCGAGCAUCGACCUUUCGAGCCAACGACCACAGCCGUUCAAAAGUAUCAGGAUCAGGAGUACCAGCCUAUAUACUUUGUCGCCGAGAGCUUUGAAGAUGCCAAGGAAAAGUUCCGUCGUUGGGUGUCAGCCAUGAGCCGGCCGUUCGAGGUCAGGUUUAAUCCACACACGCAGCGCGUCGAAGUUCUCGAUACGGUCGACAGGUUGGAGGGAGUACUUUCACAGCUGAAUACCGACAUGGCCCAUCUUACCAACGCUAUCGACAAAAUCAAGCGUAACUUUGCCGCGUAUCGAGGGAGCACGAGAUCGCGUACGAAACGUUUUGGGCAAGAUGGAAAGUAUCAAAAUCGUCGCCGGGAUCAACGACGUUAUCGCGAGGUUAUCGGGAACGAUGAGAGCUGCCUCGACUUGUCACCUUUCCUACAAAAUCAAUAUCAGCAGAGGCGUGCCGUUAUGACGCGGAAUGACAUGGCUUCUGUCCGUUUGAAAAAGGAAUGCACGGUUGAUAAUCCGUUUAAAUAUCGGGAGGAUGUUUCGUACUCGGGCCAGAAAUUCCCUAUAGAAUAUGAGGAAGAUAAUGCGCCAACUGAUACGAAUGUAUCGACAAAUUAUUACGAUUUGCCGAGCGACAGGUUCGAUCGAAACGUCGCCGAUGUCACGACUUAUCCUACGUUGCGAGAAAUUAUAGGGGAUAACAAAUUUUUCAUGGACAAGAGGGAAGAGAGAUCGAUCGUUGAUUUUAAAGGAAAGACGACGGUCCGUAAGAGACAAAUACCGGGAAUACGGCUAAUGCACGGUGAUACGAUACCGGAGACGUCGUACAACGAGAGCUCGUACACCAGUUUAGAAGCGGAAGCGGACGACGAAAAUUCUCAAUGCGGAAAUGAAAUUGCGCCGGGGACAAAGUUUUCGAAGGAAGGAGACGUCGAGGAAGCGACGACGACGACGACGACGACGACGACAACGAUUGAAAAUUUCCUACGAGUUUCCUACGAUCGAGCAAAGGACAAUACAAAGUACGUGACGAGUGCACGGAGUAUGACGUCAAAUGCAAUUAGGGGUAUCCGAAGGAAAAAGAGUUCGCUGUGCGAAGUAAAGGUGGCCGUUAUCGGAGCGCCUGGAGUUGGAAAAAGUGCGCUGACGGUGAGGUUCCUAACGAGACGGUAUAUCGGAGAAUACGAUCACCAAUCUGAAAACAGAUACAAGCACGAAGUGCUGGUGGAUGGAGAACCAAUUCUUUUUGAGAUCUUGGACUCUUGUCCGAAGAGCGACGACGAAAUGCCUUCGAUGGAAACUUUGCAGUGGGCGGACGGCCUGCUGCUCGUUUAUUCGAUAACGGAUCGUACUUCUUUCAAUUUCGUGAGAAAAGCAAAAGAAGCUUUGGCAGUGGCUGAUCCGGAGGCUGCGAUGCCUCUUGCCAUGGUUGGAAACAAAGCCGAUAUGGUUCAUCUCAGACAGGUCAGCGCGGAAGAAGGGGAGAUCUUGGCUAAGGACUUUGAAUGUUGGUUCAGCGAAAUUAGCGCGGCAGAACAGGUCGUCCAAGUAGCCGAAUCGUUUCACGAAUUGUGUCGCGAGGUUCUCGCUGCCAGACGAAGAAACAAGCAGUCCUUGCUCGACAGGAUGCUCGGUAGCAAGGCAACGAGAACAUAUUCGAGGGGUAAAAGCGAUUCCGCGUUACCCAAGGAUUAAUAAAUACUUUACCUUUAAUAGGGUAGGAUUUUCUGUCGAUUGCGCAGAAUCGAACAAGCAAGCGAGCGAGCGAGCGAGCGAAAGAGAGAGGUUCCCAGAGAUGAAAGAAGACUCGCGUUGCGUGCGAGUCGAUAAAAAAUCAGGCGCCAAAGAUUGUAUCAUACUGUUAAUAUUUUUUAUCCAAUACCAUUUCUACUACGUAGAACAACUACGUCCUGUACAAGUUUUAAUAACGCACGUUUAUAAAGUAAGUUAUCUUUUGCCAAUGGAUGAAAAACCUCGUGAUUCGUUUUAUUUCGUAGUAACAGUUUGACGGCCAAACAAACAUUUCACUAAAAGUCUAUCGCAAUCGCAGUUUUCGCCGAGUUCUUCGAGCGAAAAAA